Messenger RNA from Juglans microcarpa x Juglans regia, 524 nucleotides. RefSeq lists its product as uncharacterized. The transcript has a single exon. Lineage: Eukaryota; Viridiplantae; Streptophyta; Magnoliopsida; Fagales; Juglandaceae. The coding region runs from base 59 to 493 and encodes 144 amino acids. The record is from RefSeq and is a predicted model, not a curated record.
AGGCGGGGGCUGGCUUAAUAUAAGAGAGAACUGUUCAGUGCUCUUCUCAGACCAUGCAAUGGCCAUCACAGGUUCCGAGACUCACUCCACCGCCAAAGUCCCUCCUGUAAUGGACGUCUUGUCCGUAAAAUGUGACUCGUGCGGGUUCACAGAGGAGUGCACCCCUGCAUACAUUCUUCGUGUCCAGGAAAGGUACCAAGGCCGGUGGAUAUGCGGGCUGUGUGUCGAGGCUGUGAAAGACGAGGUUCUAAGAUCGGAGAUGCUCAUCUCCACCGAAGAAGCACUUGAUCGACACAUCACUUUCUGCAUGCAAUUCAGAUCCUCGUGCUCUCUGAAACAAGCAGAGCACCCUAUCUCCGCCAUGGGCAGGAUUCUCAGGCGAAGCUUGGACUCCCCGAGACUGCUUCGAUUCAGUUCAACUGCAGAUUUGCAUGCGGCCGAUGGGUUCGGACUUCGGGUCUUUUCCGGUCCGAAUGUUGUGUCCCUUCUCUGAACCGUUAAUGGGUUAUUGAAAAUUUGAAGAG